This is a messenger RNA of Kluyveromyces marxianus DMKU3-1042, 1737 nucleotides long. RefSeq names its product CTP synthase (gene URA7). The record is from RefSeq and is a predicted model, not a curated record. Gene Ontology annotation, biological process: CTP biosynthetic process; pyrimidine nucleobase biosynthetic process. Gene Ontology annotation, cellular component: cytoophidium; cytoplasm. The transcript has a single exon. NCBI's taxonomy places the organism in Eukaryota, Fungi, Ascomycota, Saccharomycetes, Saccharomycetales, Saccharomycetaceae. The coding region runs from base 1 to 1737 and encodes 578 amino acids. Gene Ontology annotation, molecular function: identical protein binding; CTP synthase activity.
AUGAAGUACGUUGUUGUUUCUGGUGGUGUUAUUUCCGGUAUUGGUAAGGGUGUUUUGGCCUCCAGUACUGGUAUGCUAUUGAAGACAUUGGGUUUGAAGGUUACUUCUAUCAAAAUCGACCCAUACAUGAACCUCGAUGCAGGUACAAUGUCUCCUUUGGAACACGGUGAAUGUUUUGUGUUGAACGAUGGUGGUGAGACCGAUUUGGAUUUGGGUAACUAUGAACGUUACUUGAACGUUACUUUAACCAGAGACCAUAACAUCACUACUGGUAAGGUUUACUCUCAUGUUAUUGCCAAGGAACGUAAGGGUGAUUAUUUGGGUAAGACCGUGCAAGUUGUUCCUCAUUUGACCAACGAAAUACAAGAAUGGAUUGAACGUGUUUCUAGAAUCCCAGUCGAUAACACUGGACUGGAACCAGAUGUGUGUAUCAUCGAACUUGGUGGUACUGUUGGUGAUAUUGAGUCUGCUCCAUUUGUUGAAGCUCUAAGACAAUUCCAAUUCAGAGUUGGAAGAGAAAACUUUGCAUUGAUUCACGUUUCCUUGGUGCCAGUUAUCCACGGUGAACAAAAGACCAAGCCUACCCAAGCUGCUAUCAAGGACCUAAGAUCUUUGGGUUUGACACCAGACAUGAUUGCUUGUCGUUGUACCGAAAAAUUGGACACACCAACCAUUGAGAAAAUUGCAAUGUUCUGUCAUGUGGGUCCUGAACAAGUUGUCAACGUUCAUGACGUUAACUCUACUUACCAUGUUCCAUUGCUAUUGUUGGAACAAAACAUGAUUCACAAUUUGGCUGAAAGAUUGCACUUGUCUACCAUUGAGUUGUCUUCUGAAGACAAACAAAGGGGUCAAGAUCUAUUACAAAGAUGGAAGGACUUGACCGUCAACAUCGACGAAUCCUUCGAAACUGUCAAGAUUGCUCUUGUUGGUAAGUACACAAACUUGAAGGACUCUUAUUUGUCUGUCAUUAAGGCUUUGGAACAUUCUGCUAUGAGAUGUAAGCGUAAACUAGAGAUCGUUUGGGUUGAAGCUUCCGACUUGGAACCAGAGACUAGCGAAAAUGCAGAACACAAGUCCAAAUUCCACCAUGCAUGGAACUGUAUUUCUGUAGCUGAUGGUAUCCUAGUGCCAGGUGGUUUCGGUAACAGAGGUACCGAAGGUAUGGUCUUGGCUGCCAAGUGGGCCAGAGAGAACAACAUUCCAUACUUGGGUGUUUGUUUAGGUUUACAAAUCGCUACCAUCGAAUUCGUAAGAAACGUCUUGGGUAACAAGAACGCCACUUCCGCAGAAUUCUUCCCUGAAGCUGAAGAAGAAGAUCAAGUUGUCGUUUACAUGCCGGAAAUCGACAAGGAACAUAUGGGUGGUACCAUGAGAUUAGGAUUGAGACCAACCAUUUUUGAACCAAACACGGAAGCUAGCAAGAUCAGAAAGCUAUACGGUGGUGCUACACAAGUUGAAGAGAGACACCGUCAUCGUUACGAAAUCAACCCUAAGUUGGUUAAAAGUUUGGAGGAGAACGGUUUGAAGUUUGUUGGUAGAGACGAAUCUGGCCAAAGAUGUGAAAUCUUGGAACUGGACAACCAUCCAUUCUUCGUUGCCACUCAGUACCAUCCAGAAUAUAUGUCCAAGGUUUUGGAUCCAUCUACUCCAUUCCUUGGAUUAGUCGCAGCAUCUGCGGGUAUCUUGAACGAAACCAUUGCUGCAAGCGCUGCUAACACUGGUAAGGCUGACUUUUAG